Molecule: messenger RNA, 2885 nt
Organism: Rana temporaria (common frog)
Lineage: Eukaryota; Metazoa; Chordata; Amphibia; Anura; Ranidae
Product: sodium-dependent phosphate transport protein 2C-like
Exons: 13
Coding region: 143-2065 (640 amino acids)
Biological process (GO): sodium-dependent phosphate transport; intracellular phosphate ion homeostasis
Cellular component (GO): apical plasma membrane; brush border; vesicle
Molecular function (GO): sodium:phosphate symporter activity
Source: RefSeq, a predicted model, not a curated record
GCUGAUGAAGCAGAAAACUUUGACCCCCUCUUUCUUGCCGUUAUAUACAGUACACACACCCCUUCACUCCUUGCGUUUGGGCCACUCGAAUCCUCUGCUCUCAUAGAACAACAAGAGAACAUCUGAGAGCAUUGCCUCCAACAUGCCAUUCACCAGCAACAAUCCACAGGUACCCCUCUCUGACAUUAAACUGGGCAUCAAUGACACGCCGGUAAAGGUUCCAUUAGAUGAGACUCCAGCAGAUUCCUCAUACACAACGUCUAUGGAUCUGCCCUAUGAAGAGCCAAAUGAAGAUAUUGAUCCGUGGGCCUUGCCUGAACUUCAGCCAUCUGGUCCCUCCUGGAAUGAGAUGAACAAUAAAGAGAGAGUGAAAAGAGUUACGAUGGGGCUGGUCAAAAGUUUCCUACUUAUAGGGUUCCUCUAUUUGUUCAUCUGCUCUUUGGAUGUUCUGAGUUCAGCUUUCCAGCUAGUUGGAAGUAAACUCACCGGUGAUAUUUUCAGUGACAAUGACAUUCUAGCGAAUCCAAUUGCUGGUCUGGUCAUUGGUGUCCUGCUUACGGUUCUGGUGCAAAGCUCAAGUACUUCAUCUUCCAUUAUUGUCAGCAUGGUGUCCUCUGGAAUACUAAAUGUGAAGGCAUCUAUACCCAUCAUUAUGGGAGUGAAUGUCGGAACCUCAGUGACCAGCACAUUAGUGUCCUUAGCACAGUCAGGAGAUCGCAAUGAGUUUCGAAGGGCCUUUGGUGGUUCAGCUGUGCAUGGAAUGUUUAACUGGUUGACAGUGAUUAUACUACUUCCUAUUGAGCUGGGAACAGGCUACCUCUUAUACCUGUCCGAAGCUAUCAUCAAAAGCUUUAACAUCCAUGCUGGAGGCCAAGCCCCGGAUAUCCUGAAAGUCAUCACCCGACCCUUCACCGAUCUCAUUGUCAAGUUGGACAGCUCUGUAAUCACUGGAAACGCUAUUGGUGAUCCUGAAAGUGCAAAUAAAAGUCUGAUCAAGAGAUGGUGUGAGAUAGAAACGAAAAAUGUGACCGAGUACGUCCCAGUUACUAACCUGACUGACUGCAGCACAGUUUCCUGCAUCACCAACGUAUCUGGAACUUUCGUAGAAAUUAACACCACAGUAGAAGAAAACAUAGAGAGAUGCAUUCAUAUUUUUUCACACAUCAAUCUCCCAGACAUAGCAGUGGGUUUCAUCCUCUUGACCGCAUCAUUGGUGGUGCUUUGCACAUGCCUCAUCCUCAUCGUCAAAAUCCUUAACUCUGUCCUGAAGGGUCAGAUUGCACAAAUCAUCAAGAAGAUAAUUAAUGCAGACUUCCCGUUCCCAUUCAGCUGGCUCACUGGAUAUUUGGCAAUCCUCAUUGGUGCUGUAAUGACAUUCGUGGUGCAGAGUAGUUCCGUGUUCACUGCCGCUAUCGUACCUCUGAUGGGUGUUGGUGUCAUCAGCAUGAAAAGAGCUUAUCCUCUGUUUCUUGGAUCUAAUAUUGGUACCACCACUACAGCUGUGUUAGCGGCCUUAGCCAGCCCCGCGUCUUCCCUAAGUGAAUCAGUGCAGGUGGCAUUCAUUCACCUUUUUUUCAAUCUCUCUGGCAUUCUCCUCUGGUAUGUUGUCCCAUACCUUCGUAUACCGAUCCACAUAGCCAAAACAUUUGGAGAUAUUACAGCAAAAUACCGCUGGUUUGCAGUUCUAUACCUCCUCGUGAGCUUCCUUAUACUACCCCUGGCUGUUUUUGGCCUGUCUAUGGCUGGAUGGAUUGUGCUAGCCGCUGUGGGAGGUCCAAUUCUGGUGGUCAUUGUUGCAGUCAUAAUCAUCAAUAUUCUUCAGAAGAGGUUGCCAAAAUAUUUACCAUCUUUCCUGAGGAACUGGGAUUUCCUACCACUUUGGCUACACUCUUUGGCACCCUAUGACAAUCUUUUCUUUGUCAUGUGUGGAUGCUGUUGUAAGAAGUGCUCUCAGCACAGAGAAGAGGAAGAAAAAUCAAAAGAACCUCUUCCCCUGAUGGACUCUCCAUCCCUUGGGACUUACUGCUAUGACAAUCCGGACUUUGUUCAAUCCCAGGAGCUAUGAGGGUGCAGCCUUACACCCACGUGGAUCUAUCAGGACUCAAACUCCCUCUUUUCACCAGCCCUACCCUCAACUAUUUAUGUGAAAGAAAACACUUUAUUUUGUAUUUUGAUAUUAAUUCAUGAUAUUUUUUUGUACAUAAUAUGGUGCUCUGUUCCAGGACAGAAAAACCAAAAAGUCAACUUUAACCUGUUCUUCGAUCAGAUCACGUUAAACAGGUAUAUUCUCUUACUACCCCACAGGGGGCCAACUGUGAUAAUUAAAGCUUUUGAUUGCAGUCUGCGCAAGACUGGCAUGAGAGCCAUUUUUUCCUUCCUGCAGAAAGUAGUCUGGAUUUUUUUUUUAAGCCACCUAAAUUGAGUUAGGGGAAAGCUCGUAGAUGGAAGUCAUAUUGAUCAAUUUCAAACUAACUGAGCCAGUAAUCUCAGGUUUUUCAGAACAUUUUGGGCAAUAAUGACUAUAUUAGCCUCUGGUUAUUGAAUUAUAACAAGUAAUGUUCCAAAAAAUAGAGGAAUUCGGUCAAAAGGUAAUAUGAGCUGAGUCUGAAGACCUUAACUUCUGAUUGCACGCUAUGAACUCCACUUCUGUGCUAAUCAGUGGUGGAUACAAAAUGGCCUUCCAAUGGUACGCUUAUAAACAUUUGUUGAUGUAGAACACGUUCAUCCAUUUGUGCUCAGCAUGUAAGAGGUAAUUUAUUGUCAGUGUUUUAGCAGUUCACUAACUUUUUGCACAGUAAGCUACACCUGUCACUCUAAGAGCCUUAGAUUGACAUAGAUUGCUUUCAAACUUUACAUGAAUAAAAACAACACUGGAAAAAAAGCUA